Molecule: messenger RNA, 1825 nt
Organism: Parasteatoda tepidariorum (common house spider)
Lineage: Eukaryota; Metazoa; Arthropoda; Arachnida; Araneae; Theridiidae
Product: pre-piRNA 3'-exonuclease trimmer
Biological process (GO): siRNA 3'-end processing; priRNA 3'-end processing; nuclear-transcribed mRNA poly(A) tail shortening
Cellular component (GO): nucleus; endoplasmic reticulum
Molecular function (GO): RNA binding; 3'-5'-RNA exonuclease activity
Source: RefSeq, a predicted model, not a curated record
GUCUGUGAAUUUUUACAUUUUUAUACUUUUAAACUGUGAUAAUUUUUACUAGUUUUUAUUAGCAUUUUUGAUGAUUUCAAGUCCUUAAAACUAGCCGUUAUGGUUGAAGUUACUAAUUCUAAUUUUAAGGAGUUGUUACCACUAAUUAAAAAUGCAAUUGAUGAAUCUAGUUUUAUUGCUAUUGAUGCAGAAUUCACUGGUCUAUAUUUAGGUGCUACAAAUGAAGCAAGCUUGUUUGAUAGCAUGGAAAAUCGAUACCAGAAGCUGAAAGCAAGAGCUUCAUCUUUUUUACCAUGCCAGAUUGGUCUAUCGACGUUUAAAAAAGAUGGGGAGGAAAACAUAUACUUGGUGGAAACUUAUGUAUUUUACAUAAGACCUUACAUGUGUGGUAGCAUUGAUCGAAGAUUUAUGUGUCAGGCAUCAUGCUUAGAUUUCCUUUGCCAAUAUGACUUUGAUUUUAAUAAGUUUAUUAAAGAAGGAAUUCCAUAUCUCAAUGAAGUGGAAGAGAUUGAAAUCCGGAAACAAAUCGAAGAAAAUACAAUCAGUUACGGUCAUAUGAAAUUAAUGGCAUCAAAAUCAAAAAUAGAACUAGAUAUGCUGAUAAAUAGUUUUCUUAAAUUAAAACCAAGCAAUAAUAUCAGUCAAGAAACUGAAAAGGCAAACAGAUUAGUUCUUGAUAGGGAGACAAUUUACCAUGAGUAUUUUCAAAUUAGUGAAUUAAGGCGGAAGUAUCCUACUUUGAAAAUUUAUUCCGAAAAUGAUAAGAUAAUUGUUGAAAAGUGUACUAAGGAAAAUAAUGAAUUUGUUUUAAAUUAUGAAGCUGAGAAAGAAAAUCUCAUAGAACAUUAUAUUGGCUUUUCUAAAGUCUUGAAGCAUUUAAAGUCAUAUAAUAAACCUAUGAUUGGGCAUAAUCUUCUUAUGGAUUUAUUACUCCUCUUUCACAAUUUCUACAAGCCUCUUCCAAAUACUUAUAAGGAAUUCAAGCAAGAAUUGCAUGGUUUGUUUCCUUUGAUUUUUGACACAAGACAUAUUUGGUUGCAUGUAAAAAAGUUCUACAAGUUUAAAGAAAUUUCAACACAAUCUGGUUUAUUUGACUUAUUCGAGAUGUUCAAAAAGCCUAACGACAGUUUAUCAACGCUGUUUUCGCCAGAUGUUAAACACACUAACUCUGAUAAAUAUCUAUCUGAGAAAUUUCCCCAUGAAUCUGGUUAUGAUUCUUACGUGACAGGAUGGGUGUUCCUUAAAAUUUGUCAUGCUCUAGCAUUAAACAAAAUUUCAAACCCUGUAUUUGUUCGACCUCAAACUUUUAAGCAACAUUUAAAAGCUGUAUACCCAUUCCAGAACAAAAUUAAUAUUGCUAGAUCAAAAAUCAGAUAUAUUGACUUAAGCGGCGAUGAUCCAACUCCAGUGGAAUCACAAUUACUGCACAUACGAGUACGAAAUAACAAGAAACUACUAAAUCAAUCUGAACUAUCCAGACUGUUUGAUAAGUAUGGACUGAUAGAAUUCAAGCUGAACCAAAAUAAAAAAGAAGCAAUUCUAGCCAUUGGAAAUUUGCGGAGUUUUAGAGAGAUUUUAAAGGAUUUUUCUAAGGAUCCGGAAUUUGAUGUCUCGAAAUACAAUGUACUGAGGCAUUCUCCAGUAGUAAACACUGCUAUUUGGUUAACAUCUUUAGGAGUUUGUACAAUAGCUGCUUUUUAUUGUGCGAAAUUUUAUACUGCAUCUCGUUGUUCUUAAAGAUGCAUAUGCUAUGAGAAAUUUCUACAAUGCAUUUUUUACUUUUGAAUGAAUGAAUGAAAUAAAAAUAUUUAUUCUUUUUAAAAAA